AUGCUGAGGAUGGGGUUAAAGCCGAAUCAGUUUACUUUAGGGAGUGUUCUGAAGGCUGCUGGGAGUUUGCAGAAUGAUGGGAUGGGGAAGGGAAUUCACGGGACCUGUGUGAAAUGCAGGUACGAGGAGAAUGUUUAUGUGGGGAGUGCAUUGGUGGAUAUGUAUGCAAGGUGUGGACAAAUGGAGGUGGCACAAGCCAUGUUUGGUAGGCUGGAGAGAAAGAAUGAGGUUUCCUGGAAUGCUGUUUUAGCUGCUUAUGCAAGGAAAGGGGAGGGAGAGAGUGCGGUGAGAUUGUUCUCGGAGAUGAAAAGGGAUGGUUUUGAGCCAACCCAUUUUACGUAUUCUAGUGUUUUUAUGGCGUGUGCAAGUACCGGAGCUUUAGAGCAGGGAAAAUGGGUGCAUGCUGAUAUGGUGAAAUCAGGGCUGAAGCUUAUUGCUUUUGUUGGGAAUACUCUUCUUGAUAUGUAUGGUAAGGCAGGCAAUAUUGAGGAUGCAAAGAUGGUUUUUGAUCGGCUGGCCAAGCGAGAUUUAGUUUCAUGGAAUUCAAUGCUUACGGCUUAUGCUCAGCAUGGACUUGGAAAGGAAACUGUAGAAUGUUUUGAGGAUUCGCUUAGGAAGGGAUUUCUGCCAAAUGAAAUUACUUUCCUUUGUGUGCUCAAUGCUUGUAGCCAUGCCGGGCUUCUGGAUAAAGGGUUGUAUUAUUUUGAACUGAUGAAGAAAUUCAAGAUAGAGCCAGAGGUUUCACAUUAUGUCACAGUUGUUGAUUUACUUGGUCGAGCAGGCCAACUUGAUCGUUCUGUAAGGUUCAUACGAGAAAUGACAAUUGAACCCACUGCAGCCGUUUGGAAAGCGCUUCUUGGAGCUUGUAGGAUGCACAAGAAUAUGGAGUUGGGUGCUUAUGCUGCAGAGCGUGUAUUUGAACUUGACCCCUAUGAUUCAGGUCCCCAUGUGUUGCUCUCUAACAUCUAUGCUUCUGCUGGUAAAUGGAGUGAUGCUGCAAAAGUGAGGAAGAUGAUGAACGAUAGUGGGGUGAAGAAGGAACCUGCUUGUAGUUGGGUUGAGCUAGAGAAUGCUGUACACAUUUUCGUGGCAAACGAUAUUACACAUCCACAGAGAGAAGUGAUUCGUAGAAUGUGGGAGAAGAUCGCUGAUAAAAUCAAGAAAAUUGGAUAUGUCCCAGAUACUACUAAUGUGCUGUGGGGUGCCGAUCAGCAAGAGAGAGAAGAGAGGUUGCAAAAUCAUAGCGAGAAACUCGCUCUAGCAUUUGCACUUCUCAAUACUCCACCAGGAUCCCCCAUCAGGAUCAAGAAGAACAUUAGAGUUUGUGGUGAUUGCCACACAGCAUUCAAGCUUGUAUCAGUGGUGGAGAACAGGGAAAUCAUCUUGAGAGACACCAACCGUUUCCAUCAUUUUCGUGGUGGCUACUGCUCCUGUGGAAACUAUUGGUAGUUGUAAUACUAACACCUAAUCUUUUGCUGCUCAAUCGGCACAAUCUAUAAUUAUCUUGUAUUUAAAUUCUGAUUUGAA
Molecule: messenger RNA, 1527 nt
Organism: Olea europaea var. sylvestris
Lineage: Eukaryota; Viridiplantae; Streptophyta; Magnoliopsida; Lamiales; Oleaceae
Product: pentatricopeptide repeat-containing protein At3g24000, mitochondrial
Exons: 1
Biological process (GO): RNA modification
Molecular function (GO): protein binding; RNA binding; zinc ion binding
Source: RefSeq, a predicted model, not a curated record